CAACGCUCCGAAUCUUUCCGAACUUUUCUGAGUCGCUUGAGAUUCGGCUACUCUUCCGAAUCGAGUCUCGAUUCGGAUAAGGAUUCGUCCCAUCACAACCCGUAAACUGCCGAAACCUAGUUUCGCGACACAAGAUUCGCCAACAUUGCGCCCGAUUGCGCCAACGGCGCCAAGAAGAUGCAUCGUGUGAAUAGACCGCUGUGCGGGCUUCGCGUGUGAUUGAUUUUGCGCGGGUGACUACAGUUGCUUAAUACGACCAGUCACUUGAUCACGUCGUCGAUAGUCGAGUCGCCCACCCGCGACAUGAGUUUCGGCUUGUCAGACAGAUCGACGACGUCUGGUGAUGAGGCGGAGAUUGGUAAGUGGGCCGGUCGAACUCCUCGGUGUGAAACUUUCUUCGACAUGACCCGAUCUUUUGUUGCGUGCUUCGCUACACUGCACUUGGAGCGUAAGUGUGUCGCGGGCGUCUACGUCUGCACCAUUUGCCAGGAAGCCUUGACAAUCCUCUACAAAAUCCGCCUAGCUCUCAAACAAGACCCGCAGGGGCGUUGGAUGGUUCUUAACAACGUCACCUUCAUGAGACUUCUGCUCAACCUGUGCAACACGGACUCGACCGUCCACCCAAGGAUCUGCGCGGUGAAUGGGCGGGAUGUCAGGUUGUUCUACGAGUCCGGGCUCCUUCGAUCACUCCAAGGUAGUGUCGAGAUUUUGCAAGGCCAAGCGGGCAUCAAGCGCUGGAAGCUCUUUCUCGGCAAGGCAGUGGAGAGGAUAAGGCCCCUGACUUACGUAGUCACGUUCAGCCGACCAUUCGAGGCCCGCAAGAUUCCGGCAGGAGCUGCCACAGCGUGGGUCGGUGGCCACAACAGGCACGAAGGGCCCGACUCCCUGUUCGAAACGCCUCAACAGAAGCGACUACAUGUGGGCACGUUGUCGAAACUCGACGUUGUUGGCUGCCAGGACGAUCAGCAUUUGUGGGUAUACUGCAGCGCAGAGACCAGAGAAGGUGUCCAGGCGCUCACCAAGGCCCUAACGGGGUUCCUGGAGUCUCUCGGGGAGGACGGAGCCCUGGAGGAUGCGCCCUCAGUCGGAAGCAUCGUCGGGUUGAAGUCAUCUGGUGAACAAGCGCGGAGAGUCCUUGUGCUGCAAGUCAAGCGGAAUGUGGCAGACGUCUGGGCCAUGGACUAUGGAGACAUUUAUCAGGUCUCGUGGAGUGUUCUCCUUGACCUGCCACCGUCCUUCAAGUGCAUUCCACCGCAAGUUAGCCUCUGCAUCCUGAAAGAUGUCCAAGCAGCUCCUUUCCUCAAUCUCCUGAAGGAAUGCAUCAGAACUGUGGUCAGCAUUACAUACCACCACAGGAGUGAAGUCUCCUUCCACUCAAACAUGACACACCGAAUGUUGCAACUGGGUGGCUUCAAGGUGCUGUGCGUCCUUCUCUCCUGUCCGGACUACGACACCCGAAUCCUUGCUGUUUCCUGCCUUCUGCAGUCUUGCCACCACCAUGGCGGACGCUCUAAAGUUGCAGAGUCUGGGUGUGUCAUGACGGUGCUGGGACGUCUGAAGAAGCUCCUGGAGAAGCGCCAUCCAGACAGCUACGUCGUUCAAACCAUUGAGAAACAGCGCCUGGUGAAUCUGUUGCAGGCCAUUUUUGUACACAACGAGGAGCUGGUCGACCAGUACGCCGAUUCUGAGUUGCUGCAGAUUCUCACUAAAAUCCAGCGGUGCUCGGCUCCCGGCAGCGUCUUGCACAGAGACGUGGACCAUUGCCUGCAAACCGUGCUCGGUCCUGCGUACUCGAAACGCAGGCUUCCAGCGACGGCCACGUUUGUUGCUAUGACUCCCGAGAAACUCCUAGAAGUGAAAGAAGCGACUGACCAGGAAGGACUUCGAAAUGGAGUAGAGUGUGGGCCCCAUAUCAUCAAGCGCCUGAGCCCCGCCAGCCUGCCGAGCCUGCCCAACGGCCAGGCAGCCAGUGGCCACGCCCACUUCUACCUCCGUAGCAGCUUGGUGGACUUUGACUGCGACGACACUCACGAGCUCCGCCCGGUGACCAACAUGAAGUUGGCCUCUGUGCGCACCCUCGCCAAGCUGGUUUGCUCCUUCCUCAACACGUGGCAGGCCUGCACCAUCUAUUACGGCAUCACCCGCGACCGCUUUGUCCAGGGCGUCCACCUCGACCAUGCGGAGCGGGAUUCUCUCCGCUUGGGAAUAGACGCCAUGGUGAAAGGUCUGCAGCCACGGCUGAUCCCUUCGAGCAUAUCGGUGGAAUUUGUACCUGUGCUGCGGUAUGCCGGGGAAAUUCCGCCGAGCAACCCCAAGUAUGUGGUGGAGGUACAAGUGUGCGGGGUGCGGCAGACGGUGUACACUAUUUCGGGUGGGACAUGCUACCUGCGGGAAGGUGGCCUCACGCAUGAGGCUACAGCCAACAGUGUGCGUGGCUGGAUUGCGAAGCAAGAAGAGGAACACUUCCUUGCCAAAGAGUGUGGCAAGAUCUAUGAAGCUGUGGAAGAGCCACUCAUAGCCCACCCGAGCGAGGGAACGGCCUUGACUGCUCUGCAGGUGUGGGAUAAAGUGGUUUUUUGACCACUCUCACUGUAUGACUGCUUUGGGUUUCUACAAGUGCCUAGGCCCCUGCUGGACUUCUUUAUUAAGGUGUUUUCCUCUCGCAUGUGUCAACUUCUGUAGGUCCCUUUUACAGGGCUUGUUGCAAUGCUUUCCUCAUGUUGUGCCUGUUUCUGCACCUUUUGUGGCUAUUUCUUGUUGUGUAUACAACUUGAGAUGUUCUUGUGCUUGACAUAGUGCAGUGAAACUGUGGCUAGACUCCGUUGUUCAAGUUAAAUGUCUGGGACUCAUCUCGUCUGUGGCUAGACUCCAUUGUUCAAGUUUAAUGUCUAUCUCGUGUACCAUUCAUUAUAUUCAUGGUACAGGCAAAGUAAUUUCAAGUCCAGUGUUUUUCCUGGCUGUUUAGGGUGUUCCUAAUUUAUACUUGUAUUUCUGUCGCGCAUUUCCUUGCAGUUGUGUUUUUGUCAUUUAUUUGCUUUGACUAGACAAGGAGUAGCUUUUGAGGUAUGCUCCGAGGCUGUGUACUUGUGAUAUUGUAGUUCCAGCUGGUUGAAAGAUAACCUCAGCUUUGCCCUAAUGUAGUUUGUCUUUUGAAAUUUCCAUGAAGUAAGUUAAGGAUCAGCAUACAAAAUAAUUUUCAGCAUGGCUAGAAAAUUUUUAAAUUUCAGUGAGCAUAUAUUUACUUCCUUACAUUUCUCAACAACAAAAAGAAAUGAUGGUUUAGUGUGUGCUUCAUUGAUGACUAAUAUAAUCUCAAAGUGGUUUGGAAGGGGGAAUGGAUACGUAGCUAACAUGAAGAAUUUUGUGGUGCCCCUCCCCGCACUUGGCUACGUCGCUGCUUUCAAAUGGCUUUUCAGAGAGGUAUUGCAGGUUUAUGGCAUGAAGUUGUAUAUUUUUGGGUACACAUAAUUUCACUGUAAGCAUCCAGCAAAGGUUACAAGUGCAGUAUCCUCUUUGAAAAAGUGCCUCCACUGCAUAAACAGUCACGUGGUAGAAGCAUGUUUCAAAGGUGCGAGCUUGUGCUUGUAAUAUUUUCUGCUUGCUGAAAUAAAUUAUACAUUUGUAAGACAGGCCUGUAAGUCGCAAGUAUCAGGUUCCCUAUCACAGUAGUAAUCUAAAUAUCUAUGACGUUGAAACUCGGUGCUGUAAUUUUUCUUGCUGAACAGUUCAUUGAAAGAGUCUUUCUAUUUGCAUUUGCAAGUAGGACAUCAUUGAAAUAUUGCAGGUUGAUCUCAUGUUAAACUAAAGUUUUUGUUGUUCAUCUGUUAGGCUAUGUAGAAGCCUGAACCUAUGAGGCACUCCACUGCUACAUUUACAGAAUGUUGGCAAGGUUGGGAUUAUCUUGGCAGGCUAUGGCCAAUGGAAUUAGCUGUCCAAGGUGUUUUCACCAGGGUAUUGAUGAGAAUUUGCAAUCUGAACUUGUCUAGAAGUUGAGGUUUGUUACUGGGCAUGUGCAAGAAGGACUAGUUCCCUUGAAAGUCAUUGGAAAGUGAAAAGUUACUACAGUAAACAGUCAUAAACGUUUUUAUGAAGUAAGCCUCUUAUACUCCACACACAUUCCUCCUAUAGUUAUUUUAUAUAUUUGUUUUUGUUGCUUGUGUAUCUAUUUAGCUUGAUAUUAACAUUCUUGGGGAACGUUUUCUACCCAGCACUUCACUCUUUUUUUUUUAUACCUUCACAAGCAGUGAGAACAUCAUAUGUGCAUCUGAAAUGUGCAUACACUGUAUUAGUCAGACUCAAGUGCUAUUUAUCUUUGCUGCUUCUAUGUCUUACAAUUUUCAUUCUUGAUCUUAUGUGAUAUCUAAUAAAUGUUUAUUUGAGCUAGCACCUGCCA
Molecule: messenger RNA, 4393 nt
Organism: Ixodes scapularis (black-legged tick)
Lineage: Eukaryota; Metazoa; Arthropoda; Arachnida; Ixodida; Ixodidae
Exons: 8
Coding region: 304-2580 (758 amino acids)
Source: RefSeq, a predicted model, not a curated record